Nematolebias whitei (Rio pearlfish) is the source of this 514-nucleotide messenger RNA. It is a transcript of the gene rbp2a, whose product is annotated as retinol binding protein 2a, cellular. The transcript has 4 exons. The record is from RefSeq and is a predicted model, not a curated record. NCBI's taxonomy places the organism in Eukaryota, Metazoa, Chordata, Actinopteri, Cyprinodontiformes, Rivulidae. Gene Ontology annotation, molecular function: fatty acid binding. Gene Ontology annotation, biological process: fatty acid transport. Gene Ontology annotation, cellular component: cytosol; nucleus. Bases 48 to 455 code for a protein of 135 amino acids.
UAAACAAACUUUAAGGCAAGCUGCUGUCGCUCUCACACUGAUCCAAAAUGCCUGCAGACUACAGUGGACGCUGGGAGAUGGUGACCAACGAGAACUUCGAGGAGUUCAUGAAAGCCCUCGACAUUGACUUUGCCACCAGAAAGAUAGCGUGCCAUCUGCAUCAGACAAAAGUGAUUGUCCAGAAUGGAGACAAGUUUGAGACCAAGACCCUGAGCACCUUCAGGAACUACGAGGUCAACUUCACCGUGGGCGAGGAGUUUGAGGAGCACACAAAGGGCCUGGACAACAGGAAAGUCAAGACCCUGGUGACCUGGGAUGGGGACAAGCUGGUGUGCAUUCAGAAGGGGGAGAAAGAAAACCGUGGCUGGAAACACUGGAUCGAGGGUGACCUGCUACACCUGGAAAUCACGGUUCUCGACAAAGUCUGCCAUCAAGUAUUCAAGAAGGUGCAAUAAAACUGGAAGGGUUGUGUGUACUACUGUGUACUGUGUGUCCUGCUGCUGUGUGUUUCAAU